CAGUGCACUAGCUGCAUCAUAUUCAAGAUGUCGGCGGUGUCUGUGUAUCACAUGUGUGUCCGGGCGAGCCGGGGCCUACUCAGACUGAGGCAGGGGGCCAGAGGCUCCACAGCCCCUGCGGUGCUGGAUGUUGUCAGGACUCUCUCCUCUGACACAUCUAGUAGCAGUGCCACUGGAGGACUGGCCCAGGCAAUACUGCAGGAGAGGCUUCAGCAGCAGCAGAAAAGCCAGGGCCAGCUUCCUCCAGAGGGUGAUGACUCGGGUGACAAGAAAAAUGAACAGGGUGAGGACAAGAAACAGAAAGAGAACACCGCAUAUGCUAAGAAGGUGGUCCUUCGGUUAGCAGGAAUUAUGGGACUUGGAAGCACAGUCGGCAUCGUGUACAUAUUCGGUAGCAAUUCUGUGGAUGAACAAGGAAAUAAGAUUCCAGAUGAGUUUGAUAAUGAUGUUCCUGUCAUCCAGCAGCUCAGAAGAACCUUUAAAUAUUUCAAAGAUUACAGACAGAUGAUCAUCGAGCCCACAAGCCCAAAGCUUCUUCCAGACCCUCUGCGAGAACCCUACUACCAGCCUCCAUACACUCUAGUGCUGGAGCUCACCGACGUCCUCCUCCAUCCUGAGUGGUCGUUGGCCACAGGUUGGCGUUUUAAGAAGAGGCCUGGCAUAGACUACCUCUUCCAGCAACUGGCCCCACUUUAUGAGAUAGUCAUCUUCACAUCAGAGACGGGCAUGACGGCGUUCCCCUUGAUUGACAGUAUAGACCCUCAAGGAUUUGUGAUGUACCGGCUCUUCAGAGAUGCCACACACUACAUGGAGGGCCACCAUGUUAAGGACGUGUCUUGUUUGAACAGAGACUCCUCUAAAGUCAUUGUGGUGGACUGUAAGCGAGAGGCAUUCGGUCUACAGCCUUUCAAUGGCCUGGCGCUGCGGAAGUGGGAUGGCAACUCCGAGGAUCGCACGCUCUAUGACUUGGCUGCUUUCCUUAAAACUAUAGCCAUCAGCGGAGUGGAGGAUGUACGUUCAGUACUAGAGAACUAUGCCCAUGAGGAAGACCCCAUUGAAGCCUUCAAAAGAAGACAAGCGCAGCUUGCAGAGGAAGAAGAACAGAGACUUUCGGAGCUUGUGCAACAGAAGAAACAGGGAUUUUCUUUAGGUACCAUCGCAGGUCGUUUCUGGUCCCGGAAGCAGCAGUGAGGACUCAUCCUGCUCACACCCACCUGAUACGGUCCCACCCGGACUGUGACCAGCCAUUGAGAUGAGGGUCAUAGUCAAAACAGGUGGACAGUGUAUGUGGGAGGGAGGGAAGAACGGGAGCAGAAGGGCAUGUGUGGAAAAAACAUCUGAAGAGAUGCUACCUUCCAAAAGACGUUCAAUUCCUGUGGAAAAUAGCACUUCCUGGACAGCAGACACACAGAUAUGGUGCCCUAAUGUAUGAUCUCACUGAAUAGAAAUUGUUUCAGAGUGGUUGGACUAGUUUCUAUCCACUUCUUGGCUCCCUUAUCUCUGCAAGAGCAAAGAACUUCCAUGUGAACUGAAAAACUGAUGCUGUUUCCAUCAAGUAGAUUCUAUUUCAAACCCAUAACUGAUGCUGUAGGCAAUAGCCUGAUAUUAGACUUUUUGAAAAUGUCUGCUCCGCACACGUCACAUGAUGCGAAACCUUGGAUUUGUGUUUGUGCUGUCAUGGUGAUACUGUUGCAGUGUGUUGAGGAGAACCUGUCAAAUAAAGAGCUCAAUCUGGUGCUAUUUCUCAUGACAGAAAUGGCCCAUCAUGUCUGAGGAUGUACUUGUGGAAUGUUCUUUGUAUUGCUUUUGUUGUGAAACACCCAGAAUAUCUCCAAUAAACAGACCAUAACAUAA
Messenger RNA from Sinocyclocheilus anshuiensis, 1854 nucleotides. RefSeq names its product translocase of inner mitochondrial membrane 50 homolog (S. cerevisiae) (gene timm50). NCBI's taxonomy places the organism in Eukaryota, Metazoa, Chordata, Actinopteri, Cypriniformes, Cyprinidae. The record is from RefSeq and is a predicted model, not a curated record. Bases 28 to 1191 code for a protein of 387 amino acids. The transcript has 11 exons.